Molecule: messenger RNA, 2181 nt
Organism: Haliotis rubra (blacklip abalone)
Lineage: Eukaryota; Metazoa; Mollusca; Gastropoda; Lepetellida; Haliotidae
Product: angiopoietin-4-like
Exons: 4
Coding region: 981-1754 (257 amino acids)
Source: RefSeq, a predicted model, not a curated record
GAAAAUUCCGAAUAUGUACACGUUAAACACAAGCUGUUUCCAUUAAAGGAAUUAUUGGAAAAAUGUGAGGUCUUAGAUGUAAAACAAUCAACUUAUUUUCGACAUUGGAUUUCGCUAGAUGUCAAACCACUCUUGAUCCAACAUGUUCAUUGAUCUGUACCACACAACCUGAUCAUGUUUCCUAGGUUCGAAUAUGGUAAUCAAUUCCAAUAUUGAUUUUUAAAACACGAAAAAGAGAUGCAUCUUGCGUUUCUGUACAUAUUGAUACCAGCCAAUGAGUUAGUUAACAGCUAUGACAACCAAUGACAAGGCAACUAUUCACACUCGGGCCGCGUCCUUCAGGCAGACGCCAUGUUGUUUGUUAGUUUAUAGGAACGUGUAUCACUUCCAGUCGAAUGACUCCCACUUGUGACUUGCUAGUUUCCAGUAAGUUAUUUGGAUUCUCAUCUGUUAGCGUGUUGCGCAAAGUACAAUAACCAUGGUACCGUCUAUGUAGAUCAUUCAGCAUGACUGGAAUAUUAUACAGUUGUAUUGUUUUGUUAUUUGGAAUUAUGCCGGACUGUCGUGGACACAUGGAAAUUCACCAGUAUUGAAUCUUGUUAUGACCCAACACAAACACCGGAAACAUACCACACCAUCACCGGCAUCAGCGUUCCACAAUGUGGAAUCAUGUGCGCAUGGGAUGAGAGAUGUAGGUCCAUCAGCAUUAAACGUGACGGAAACACUGUCACAUGUUAUCACAAUAGUGGAAGGAGACUGAUGAGUACAGGAUGCGACAACCAGUACAGACAUUUCAAUGUGAGUACCUCAAUAUUCAUUCGAAUACGCGUGGCAAGAUUGGUUUGGGGAUUAAAAACAUGGAAUGGCACAUUAUUUGAUCAAAUUUGUGAAUUGAUCAAAACUAAGUAACCAGCAUUUCACAACUGGAAGAGUCCUUGAAAGUUGUUGAUAAAUAUAACAUAGUUACAGUUUGUUUGUAAAUGAGAUUAUACUUUAUGCCCCAGGGCUACCAUUCAAGUUGUCAUUACCACGGGUUCUUUCUGAAUGACACCUCUGGCUGCAGAUGCUAUGGUGGUUAUAUUGGUGCUUGGUGUGAACGGCUGAUGGAAGAUUGCACCGAGGGUGCCUCAACCGAUCAUUACAGAGUCUUCACAGAGUCUGAUGUGUUUAAAAUCCAUCCCAAAAAUUCUCCUCUGGCCUUUAAGGUUGUUUGUGAAAUGCACAAAUGGCCGCCUGGGUGGACAUUUUUCUAUAAGCGACGUUGGGACAGUCCCUACGUGAAUUUUACACGCCAAUGGGAAGACUACAAACAUGGAUUUGGAGACUUCAAAAUCGAAGGCAAUUUUUGGUCUGGAUUGGAUAUGAUAUAUCACGUGACAAACAAUCGUCCACACAGAUUGAGGGCAUACAUUACAUUUCAAGAAGAUGGAGUCACGAUCGGGAGGAAGUAUUUCUACAACGAUUUCCAGGUGAACAGUGAAACAUACGGUUAUAACUUCUCGUUUUCGUCUGCUGCAUCCCCGGUGGCAACAAUGAUCCAGCUGUUGAUGGCCUCUCACCACUUCUGGGAGUUCGAUUUUCGACUUACGAUGUCGACAACGACAACGACAGCGGUGACAACUGUGCAAGUAUCCACCAGUCUGGGUUUUGGUUCACCACAUGUGACGGCUACAAUCCCACAGGGCAGCCACAACCUCCAUCAGUUCAAUACAAGACGUCGGACCCCACUCAACUGUCCUGGCCUCACACAAUGAACUACAGUGCAAUAAGCAUAAGUAUGUUUCUGACUGCCGAAUAGGACUGAAGAUUGAUGGAAUAAACACGAAAAGCACGCCUGAGAUAUCCAAUAACAGUUCGAUCCUAUGAUUUCGGAUCAGAAAGAUUCCCCUUAUAGAUCUGGACGGAUAUCUUCAUCACGAAGCAACCAACAAAGACACAGAUUCGAUUCCACUGGGAUACUGUUAAAUUUGAUCAUAUUAAGGUCUACCAAUGUCACGAAAAUUCCCCACAAGACUUUCACCUUUCUCAUCAUUUUGAGCAGUAUUCCAGUAGCUCUGACCUUUGUUGAUGACAACUUAAUUUCUAGGCUCCAUCGAAUAUGCUAUUUGUGCGGAAAUUUCAAAGAAAAUUUACGACUCAGGAGAUAGAUCAGGAUUACAAUAUUCGUGGUUUAAUAAUAAU